Messenger RNA from Acanthosepion pharaonis, 498 nucleotides. The record is from the annotation of a GenBank genome assembly. NCBI's taxonomy places the organism in Eukaryota, Metazoa, Mollusca, Cephalopoda, Sepiida, Sepiidae.
AUGCGAAAAGGCACCUGCUGUUGUUCUGUCGUGCUGUUGUCGAGUCCCGGACAGAAUAGUCCGACGACCAACCCCUUCUUCUUUUGUACCCCCUCUCUGUCUAUCUUAUCUUUACGAAUAUUUCUUUCUUUUUACUUCUUCUUUUUUUUUCAUUUCCUUUCUGUUAUUAUUUCAUUUAUAAUCCUUCUUUUUUAUAAAUUUCUUCUUCUUUCAUUCAUUCAUUCUUUUCUUCCGUUUUUGUUUAAUUAUUUUCUUUUGGGCCGUUCAUUUUUGUUCUCUUUUGAUUCUUUCUUUCUUUCUUUCGUUCUUUCUUUCGUUCUUUCUGUUUCCCCUUUCUUUCUUUCUUUCUUUCUUUCUGUUUCCCCUUUCUUUCUUUCUUUCUUUCUUUCUUUCUUUCUUUCUUUCUUUCUUUCUUUCUUUAUUUCUGUUUCCCCUUUCUUUCUUUCUUUCUUUCUUUCUUUCUUUCUUUCUUUCUUUCUUUCUUUCUUUCUUUCUUGA